AUGAAGCCCGUCUCCGCCCUUCUCUUCCUCGCCUCGGGCGCCGCUGCCGCCACCGUCGACGAGCCCCUCGCCGGCCGCACCAUCGACUCGUGGAUCCGCAACAACAACGAGGCCCAGCGCGCGGGCUGGUACGGCCGCGCGGCGCUCUACACGGGCGUCGAGGCCGUCUACGAGCUCACGCGCAACGAGACCCUGCUCGCCUGGUACCGCUCCGUCAUCGACGGCCCCGUCGUCGCCGAGGACGGCUCCAUCCCGGGCUUCGACCCGGCCCACUACUCGCUCGACGACUACCGCAUCGGCCGCAACAUCCUCUACUGGCACCAGCGCACCACCACCGGCGGUGGUGACGCCGGCGGUGCCGAGUCAAAGUACCGCGCCGCCGCCGACGCCAUCCGCGCCAUGCUCGACCGCCACCCGCGCACCCCCUCCGGCGGCUUCUGGCACCGCGACCCCGUCUACAGGAACCAGAUGUGGCUCGACGGCAUCUACAUGGCCGACACCUUCUACGCGCACUACACGUCCCUCUUCGACGCCGCCAACGCCACCGCCUGGGACGACAUCGUCCUGCAGUGGGACCUCAUUGAGGCCGCCGUGCGCGACCCCGACACCGGCCUGCUCUUCCACGGCUUCGACGAGGGCCGCGAGGCCGUCUGGGCCGACGCCGAGACCGGCGCCUCCCCGCUCGUCUGGAACCGCGCCGUCGGCUGGUACUUCAUGUCGCUGGUCGAGAUCCUCGACCUCUUCCCGCGCGACCACCCGGGCCACGCCCGCCUCCUCGGCUACUACACCACCCUCGCCGCCGCCCUCAGGCGCGCCCAGGACCCCGACUCCCACGGCUGGUGGCUCGUCAUGAACGGGCCCUACCCCGGCCGCGAGGGCAACUACUUAGAGAGCUCCGCCGCCGCCAUGUUCACCUGGGGCUGGCUCGCCGGCCUGCGCCUCGGCUACCUCGACGAGGCCACCUACCUCGAGCCCGCCACUAAGGCCUACACCCACCUCGUCACCGACUUCGUCACAGAGAACGGCAACGGCACCGUCACCUUCACCGACACCGUCCAGGUCGGGUCCCUGAACAGCGACGCUUCGUUCGAGUACUACAUCGGCAUCCCUGUCGUGGAUGACGACACGCGUGGCGUCGGCCCUUUCCUGCUCGCCGCGUACGAAUGGGAGCUCCGCAAUAACAUCACUGCAUGA
Messenger RNA from Colletotrichum graminicola M1.001, 1194 nucleotides. Its product is annotated as glycosyl Hydrolase Family 88. Bases 1 to 1194 code for a protein of 397 amino acids. NCBI's taxonomy places the organism in Eukaryota, Fungi, Ascomycota, Sordariomycetes, Glomerellales, Glomerellaceae. The transcript has 2 exons. Gene Ontology annotation, biological process: carbohydrate metabolic process. The record is from RefSeq and is a predicted model, not a curated record.